CUUCCUUUCUUCCUCUCCUCUCCUCCCCCAAUUGUCCUCCCCCCUUUCGCUUCUCCCUCCCUCUUCUUUCAUCCACCCUCUUUUCCUCCGCCAUCAUGUCGGAAAACCAGAAGCCCCUUCCCUUCAUCUACCAGUUCGCCGCCGGCGCGGUGGCUGGUGUGUCGGAGAUUCUCGUCAUGUACCCAUUGGAUGUGGUCAAGACCCGAGUCCAACUGCAGACGGCCACCGCUACCGGUGAUGAGGCAUACAAUGGCAUGUUCGACUGCCUGCGCAAGAUCGUCAAGAAUGAAGGCUUCUCCCGACUAUACCGUGGUAUUAGCGCCCCCAUCCUGAUGGAAGCGCCCAAGCGUGCGACCAAGUUCGCCGCCAACGACAGCUGGGGAUCGUUCUACCGGGGCCUCUUCGGCGUGGAGAAGCAGAACCAGAGUCUGGCCGUGCUCACGGGUGCCACGGCCGGUGCUACCGAGUCCUUCGUCGUGGUGCCCUUCGAGCUGGUCAAGAUUCGUCUGCAGGACCGCGCCUCCGCCGGCAAGUACAACGGCAUGCUGGACGUGGUGAAGAAGAUCGUCAAGACCGAGGGCCCCAUGGCCAUGUACAACGGUCUGGAGUCGACCCUGUGGCGUCACAUCCUCUGGAACAGCGGUUACUUCGGCUGUAUCUUCCAGGUGCGCGCGCAGCUGCCCGCCGCCGAGCCGGGCAACAAGGCCCAGCAGACCCGUAACGACCUCCUGGCCGGUUCCAUCGGUGGUACCGCCGGUACCAUCCUCAACACCCCCAUGGAUGUCGUCAAGUCGCGCAUCCAGAACAGCCCCAAGGUGCCCGGCCAAACGCCCAAGUACAACUGGGCCUGGCCCGCCGUCAGCACCGUCAUGAAGGAGGAGGGAUUCGGCGCCCUGUACAAGGGAUUCAUCCCCAAGGUGCUCCGUCUCGGUCCUGGCGGUGGUAUCCUGCUGGUGGUGUUCACCGGUGUCAUGGAUUUCUUCCGUCAAAUGCGGGGCGAGUAAAUUCUGUUCCUGUUUCGUUGAUAAAAUUCUAGACCUUCGGUGGUUUUCUCUCUCUCUCUUUUGCUCUGCCUCUCUUUCUUCUUUCCUUUGCAAAUAGAUCGACUUUUGGUUAGAGUGUGCGAUUAAAGGAUGCUCGUCUCGUGACUAUUAUCUACACAUCUGCAUAUCUGUCUGUUUGUCUGUCUGUCGUGUUUUUUAUUGUGUCUUCGGCGAUGAUGAACUUGGAUGUACGUGUCAGACCCAAUACCCCCUUUGUCACCAUCGGUGAUUUCCAUCUUUCCU
Molecule: messenger RNA, 1286 nt
Organism: Aspergillus steynii IBT 23096
Lineage: Eukaryota; Fungi; Ascomycota; Eurotiomycetes; Eurotiales; Aspergillaceae
Product: putative mitochondrial 2-oxodicarboxylate carrier protein
Exons: 5
Coding region: 96-1004 (302 amino acids)
Biological process (GO): transmembrane transport
Source: RefSeq, a predicted model, not a curated record